CGUUCCGCCGAAGAAUUAUUAAUACUACCGUUAAUUUGUAUGAAUGGUGAUUUCUUUUUUUUUUUUCUUUUUUUUUUUUAGAAAUGACUUAUUGAAAACUAUGGGUCACGUGACCAAGAGAUACACACCUUCGAUAAUUUGCUGCAACAUCGUAGGUAUAUAUUCUUAUAUAAAUUGAAAACGAUGGGAAUUCGAAGCAGAGAGACACUACAGUUUGUGUCUUUAAUUUAUUCAUUUCUCACUUUAAAAGUUCGAAAGUUCCUAAAAGGAUAUUUUCCGAGUACAAAAUUUGGACAUUAUAUUGCGUGGUCACGGAUAAAUUGACAGCAGAUCGGCGUAGUUUGUGACCAGUAUUACAAAUUUACAUCCCCGGACAACAUAAAUUAAGAGGAACCAUGCACAAUCAUCAUAGUGUCACUGUCCACUAUCUGAAGAAGCAUACUGUCGUCAACAUGAAAGAAUUGAUUGACAGCACCGUCAAGUGGAAGUGGCUGACCUUCCUAUUUUCACUUUCAACUUUCAUCUUUAUGUUCUUAUGCGUAUCAAUAUGGAUAAUCAAAGAUCAAGAAAUAGAUACCUUUAGCGCAAAUUAUGGCACUUGUCCGGCAGAAGAGUUAGAAGAAUCAGAGAUUUGGAAGACAGUGGAAAGAGCACAUGGCAGUGUUUUGGAUACACUGUCAAAAGAAGAGAUUAAUUUGGUUGUCGACUAUCUCCACGACAAAAUGAACUUAAAGCACCCCAAAGAAGCACAAAUUGACCAAAGUUUUAUUCAUGCUAUUGAGGUUCAUACUCCAAGAAAAAGUGAAGUACUAGACUUUUGGGAUAACAAUGGCCCCAAGCCAAAAAGAGAGGCUAAGGUUUUUAUAAUGCAUGGGGAUCAAAACCCACCAUUUAUUGGAGAAUACAUUGUCGGUCCCCUUCCAAAUAUCACAUAUGCAGAAAUAAUUAACACAACUGCACGGACGACAAAAGUUCCUUAUAUAUAUAGGCCAUUCUCCAGUUUUGAGUUCAUGGCGAUAUACAGAUACGUUAUAGGCCGAGUUGCCAAAGAGGCUCACCAAGUACUUGUUGAAAGUUACAACGCAACCCCGUUUAAUUGUGGCAAUCAGUGUUUGCGGUUUUCGAUGACUCCAAUCUCCAGCGGCUACCUUCCCGAAGGUACGAGGAAGUCGUGGUUUUGGUUUGCUCAUAACGUUGAGUUCUACACCCUGCACCCUCUAGAUUUUCAGUUUUUAGUAGACAUGACCUCGAGCGACCCCAAAGAGUGGAGAAUUUUAGAUGUAUGGUAUGCAAAUCAGUUAUUUGAAUCGCUGUCUGUUUUCCUAAAAGCGUACUCUUGUCAGCAAAUAAAUAAAACCAGAAUUCCGUUCCCUACAGGAGAAGAAAGGACAUUUAGUUCACUUGAAAUGAGAGAGAACCAAUUCCCUAAAAACGGUAGACGGCCGCCGCGGCAAUUCUACCCCGACGGCCCUCGAUUUGAAGUAAAUGGAAACUCAAUUAAAUAUAUGACUUGGGACUUGAAAUACAAAAUGUCGACUACGAAUGGCCUGCAGCUUUUCGACAUUAAAUUUGAUUCGGAGAGAAUUAUAUACGAAUUAAGCAUGCAGGAAGUAACAGUCUUGUAUUCAGGUUUCAGUCCGACCAACCGGAUGUUGUACUACGCCGACAGCGCCGGUCUGUUCGGGACUCGUUCCCGGGGUUUAGUCCCAAGCGUUGACUGUCCCGAAAAUGCCGAGUUUAUCCACUCUUACCUGUACUCAGCCAACGAGAAUGGUCAUCGCACGUAUGAAAACGCUUUUUGUGUUUUUGAGCACAAUGCAAACUAUCCUCUACGACGUCACCGGGCGUACGGACGCUCCGGCGCUUUUUACGGUGGAAUGGUUAACUCUGUACUCGUUGUAAGAACUAUUAUGAGUGUCAUUAAUUAUGACUAUGUGUUUGAUUACAUGUUCUACCAAAAUGGAAUGGUUGAGAUCCGGGUUCUACUGACCGGUUAUUUAGGAACCUCGUUCUACGUCCCGCAAGAAGAAAAUUACGGCGCGCAUGUGCGAAAAACUGUCAUAGCUGGACUUCAUAAUCAUCUUUUUAAUUUCAAGGUUGAUCUCGAUAUCAAAGGAACUAGGAAUAUAUUUGAAACUCUCGAUAUCAAGAUGGAGAACAAGACUGACCCUUGGUAUGGUCAUCACCAUGUUCAGAAUGCGUACGAUCGAAAUAUUCGACGAACGGAGAAAGACGCUGCCUACAAGUAUAACUUUGACACCCCCAAGUAUUUGCUGAUGUCCAACAUAGGAAAACACACACCUCAAAAUGUCAGACGGUCUUACAGAAUUAAACCAUCUGGAAUGUCAAAACUUCUUCUUCCCGAGAAUUACGGAUUUAGCCGCUCCAUAUCGUGGGCACGCUACCAAGUGGCCAUUACCAAACAGAAAGACUGGGAGGAAUCCAGCAGCUCUAUCUUUACUAUGUGGGAUGCCAAAAAGCCGGUAGUCAACUUCCAGUCAUACAUAGAUGACGAUGACGAUAUAGUCAAUGAGGAUUUGGUAGCCUGGGUAACACUAGGAAGUCAGCACCUGCCACAAACGGAGAACCUCCCAAACACCCUGACGGCGGGGGGAGCGCUUUCUCUCUUUCUUAGCCCGUUCAAUUAUUUUGACGAAGACCCGUCAAUGAGGUCUAAGGACUCAGUACGCAUAACUCCAAAGGAUCCGGAAAAACCGACAGAGGGAGCCAAUGUGGAAAGACAUCACAAAUAUACCCACCACUGCAGUCCGAUUCCAAAGUACCCGGAUGUUCAUAUGUCAAAAAAUAGUACUACUGUGUUCACAUAAAGAACGCGGAUAUUCUAGGAGAAAAGUGAUAUUUGAAUGGCAGCAUUCUACCGACUUGUUUUCAAUUUCAUGUUUUAAAAAUAUUGUUCCAUGCUACGUUUUUGUUUGUUUUUAUUCAAAGUUUAAUUAUGAAUUUCUCGUUAUCUUGUUAUCUGAAAAAUCCGAAACUUGAGCCAACACAUGCUGGGAAAACCUUACUAUUUAUGAUAUGUGGGUGUCGUGUAUUUAUGAAUUAAGGGUUGGGAAUGAGAAAAAGUGUGUAAACAGUUGGUCGGUUUUUAUCUCUAUGUGCAAAUAUCAAGUGACUCAGCCCCGGAAUUGUCUUUGAAUUAUCCAAUUGGCGUAAUUCAUAAAGCUUAACAAACCGUCCAUUCUGGUCUCGCUGAGGCACGGCGCGGAUAUGAUUUCUUGGGUUAUUGCUUUGAGCGUUAAAUCGCUGCUUGAUGUCAAUAGCGCAAAUAGAAACGUAUCCUGGCCAAUUUUUGAACGAAUGUUAAGUAUACAUGAUUGUAGAGAUAAGGAGAAGUGUGGAUUGUAUGUUUUUCUUGAAUUAUCAAGCGAUAAAUUGUGAAUACUUGUUAAAUUAUAUAUUUCUAUUGUCUUUGUGAAAACGGGCCAAUUGUGUUUUGUUUUAAUUGUGGUCAUGACUUGUGUAUCUGUUAUACAUGUACGAUAUUUGUAUACCUAAAUUAAUCAGAAAACUGAAGUAUGACUGUUUAUUCAUAUGUAUGUUAUUUUAUUAUAAAAAAAACCAAAAUGAAAUAUACAAAACAAAAAACCAAUAAAAAUGAAAAUC
Molecule: messenger RNA, 3624 nt
Organism: Magallana angulata
Lineage: Eukaryota; Metazoa; Mollusca; Bivalvia; Ostreida; Ostreidae
Product: putative amine oxidase [copper-containing]
Exons: 3
Coding region: 396-2828 (810 amino acids)
Biological process (GO): amine metabolic process
Cellular component (GO): plasma membrane
Molecular function (GO): primary methylamine oxidase activity; copper ion binding; quinone binding
Source: RefSeq, a predicted model, not a curated record